This is a messenger RNA of Zymoseptoria tritici IPO323, 984 nucleotides long. RefSeq lists its product as uncharacterized. Gene Ontology annotation, molecular function: ATP-dependent NAD(P)H-hydrate dehydratase activity. Gene Ontology annotation, biological process: metabolite repair. The transcript is spliced from 3 exons. The record is from RefSeq and is a predicted model, not a curated record. NCBI's taxonomy places the organism in Eukaryota, Fungi, Ascomycota, Dothideomycetes, Mycosphaerellales, Mycosphaerellaceae. Bases 1 to 984 code for a protein of 327 amino acids.
AUGGCGGCCACACUAUCCCGUUCGGAGAUCUUGGGCAAGGUCUACAAGAUGGUGCCUCCCAUGCUUGAGAAGUUCCACAAAGGUCAACUGGGAAGAGUCGCCGUCAUCGGUGGCAGUGAAGACUACACGGGAGCUCCAUAUUUCUCCGCAAUGGCAUCGGCGAAGCUCGGCUGCGACAUGUCCCAUGUGAUUUGCGAGUACAAUGCUGGCCAUGUGAUCAAGACCUACUCUCCCAACCUGAUGGUCCACCCCUACAUGCGCCAACAGAAAAACCUCGGGGAGACGGAGACCAUCGACAGUGUGUCCGAGCAAGUCAUCGGCAUGCUCGACCGCCUCCACGUAAUCGUCAUCGGACCCGGUCUAGGACGUGAUCCUGCGAUGCAGGAAACCUGCGCCAGAGUCAUCACCGAAGCGAAGAAGAAGAACGUCUCGUUUGUGCUGGACGCCGAUGGUCUGUAUCUGGCGCAGACAAGGCCGGACUUGGUGCAAGGGUACAAGGAAUGUAUCCUCACGCCAAACGUGGUGGAGUUUGGGCGCCUUGCGAAGAGCAAGAACAUCGACACCACCAAGGAAGACCCAACGAAGCUGUGCGAAAAAUUGGCACAGGCGUUCGGAGGUGUGACAAUCAUCCAGAAGGGAAAAGUCGACUACAUCUCAAACGGGCAGCAGACUUUGAUCUCGGACGGCGAAGGAGGUCUCAAAAGAUCCGGCGGUCAGGGAGAUACACUGACGGGGUCUCUCGCGACAUUGUUGGCGUAUCGCAAGGCAUAUCUUGAGAAGAUCUGGGACCACGAGGGCGAUCUGCAGCCGGAUGAGCUGCUGACAUACGUCGCGUAUGGAGGUUCUGCCAUCACUCGAGAGUGUUCGAGAUUGGCGUUCAAGGAGAAGGGCCGAAGUUUGCAGGCGGCGGACUUGACGGAGCAUGUGCACACUGCAUUCUUGAACGUCAUUGGUGAAAAGCCCACGGAUGAGGCGAAGUUGUGA